Messenger RNA from Fragaria vesca subsp. vesca, 732 nucleotides. RefSeq lists its product as uncharacterized. The transcript has 2 exons. Lineage: Eukaryota; Viridiplantae; Streptophyta; Magnoliopsida; Rosales; Rosaceae. The coding region runs from base 1 to 732 and encodes 243 amino acids. The record is from RefSeq and is a predicted model, not a curated record.
AUGGGAGGCAUAAAUUCCCAACAUUCUAUUGCCAUCCAUAAGUGGGAGUCGCUGAGAAACCCAUCCAACCAUAUUGAAAGAGUGAUUAGCACAAAAUCAUCACAAGAAGUAGCAGAUAACAGACUCCGGCUUGUUACUACUAUAGAGGCAACCAAGUUGUUAGCGCUACAAGGGUGUGCAUUUAGAGGUCAUGAUGAAUCGGCCGAUUCAUCUAAUGGUGGAAAUUUCACUACAGUGGUGAACUCAUUUAGAAGAAUGAAUAUAGAGGUUGAUAGAGUCUUUCAAAGUGGUCCUAAGAAUGCAAAUUUUAAAUAUACUUGGGAGUGGUUCUUCAAAGUGCUUAGUGUGGCAGACACUUGUUCUCAAACUCUUAAAGAUGAGAUAUCCAAAGUGCUUGCUCAAUAUGAUCUUCAAGUAGAAGAUAUACGUGGACAAGGAUAUGAUGGUGCUAGGAACAUGCGGGGUAAAUUUAAUGGUUUACAAGCUUUGUUUUCAAGAGAGUGUCCUUACGCAUAUUAUGUUCAUUGUUUUGCUCAUCGCUUACAAUUGACACUAAAUGCUGUAGCUAAAGGUGUGCAUGUUAUUUGGGAUUUUUUUUCUAUUCUACAAUUGAUUGUUAACUUUGUUGAUUCUUCUGCGAAAAGGCAUUCAGCUUUGAGAGUUGCUAGUAAAGAAGAAAUUGCUGAAUUAGUGGCUGCUGGAGAACUUGAGACAAGUAAGGGGGCAAAUUAG